GGAACCUCGCGAUUAGCCUUGACGCCAGGCCAAGCAAAAUCUCUGUUGUUGUUUCAGCUUGGAUUAUUAUUCUUUUCCUCCCGGGGUAUUUGGCUUAAAGGUGUCAUACUGUGACCCACAUUAUGGGCGCCGCUUCGCGAGUGGUGGUUGCGCGAAAUUCGGCAUCGCUUCGUGGCAAGUCGACGGCGGUCGUCCUAUGGAGACGGCGGCACGCUGUCAUGGGAAUGUGGAAUUUCCACACUCCGUUAGAUGAGCGCUACACAAUGCCCACUCCUCGGCAAUGAUUCGCGGCGACUGUGUGGGCACGCCGAUCGAAGCUCGAGAGAACAAUGUGCGAAAGGGAGAAUAACAGUCUUGAUUUGAAGCUUUCGUGACUGCAGGAAUCCAUACUCUUUGAUUCUUUUCGUAAAGUCACGGAUUUUUCUACCUACGCGACUUUACCGAAAUAACCAAAGAGUAGGGAGAAUAAGCUCUGUUUUUUUUAUCUUUAUACUGUACGCAUCCAUGCGCCUGUUUCCAGCAGCAACAACAACAAAAAAACCACAUCACCGAUGUUGAUUUAGGUCAGAGUGAUUUAAAAAAUCAAACGCCGGAAGGCGAGGAAGCGGCGAACCAGAAAUCUCCCCCCCCCCCCCAAAAAAAAAAAGCACUCGGCACAGAGAACCACGGGCUCCCAGAGAGGCGAAGCGCCGGUCGGCAGACACCCCGGGACGAGAUGAGCAGAAGAAGGCCAUCGUCCUCGGUGUGAUCUCGCGGACCGCUCGCGCGCAAGAGCGCACGAGCGCGUAAUCUCACCAAAACACGAACGUCUCGUAUCCUCUGCUCGCGACAGGAAAAGAGUAGCGGCGAGGGGGGGGGCGGUUGUUUUGAAAAUCUGCCAGGCGGCGUGGCGGCGCCACGUCAUGUUGCCGGCCCACGGGAGACACCGAGGAGGAAGAGGGAGGAAGACGACGAGGAGGAAGACGACGACGAGGAGGAGGUGUCCACCUUGCAUCGCCGCCGCCGCCGCCGCCACUCUCCGCUCCUCACCGGCGACGCGCGCGUGAGGCCGUGGCGCGGAGCCACGCUGACGCGGAGUCCCGAUACAGCAUGCGGCAUGCCGCUCCUGAGCAGGAGCGUGCUCCUCUGCAGCCUGCUGGCGUGCGUGGCCCACACGGUCACCGCACGGGGCGGCCACGCGGUCACCGCGGCAGAAGCCACAGCGACAACGGCAGCAGUACGGGGCCAGACGGAGGCCAUAGCAUCAGCAGUAGCACCUGUACAAGGUCGCAUAGGAGCCACCGCAGAAGCAGCUGUAGCGACAGCAGAAGCACCACAGGGUCUGACAGAUGCCACUUUAGCGACAGCCGGAGUAGAAGCAACAGCAGCAGCAACAGCACAAGGUCACACAGAGGCCACGUCAGUGUUCACUACUGUCAACAUUCUCUCCUCUCCGAUUGGUCCAGGCGCGGCCCAACAGAUUACUAGGAAAAUUGCGCCUUCGUCACAACAAAGAGAAGCUUCCACACCGACGACUUUUACGACCGGAGCAACGAUCACCGAAGUGACUGUGCUGGGGGAAAGUCAAACGAGCGAGGCCUCCGGUGCGCGGCGACGCAGCAAGCCCGCUGACGUUUCACAAACGGACGCGAGCGGUUCUUCGAAUGGCGCAUCCACCCUCGCAAGCGACCCGGGUGAUCUUGCCGGUGCCGCAUCGAGCGCAACUGGAUCAGCGGGGUCGCCGUUGCUGCCGCGUUCCACUCCGAGAGAAAUUUCCAUCGGUACCCCCACGUCUGCGACCGACUUGUCCGCCCCGCCGCCUCUGACUGAGAGCAACGCGACCGUUUUCACCGCCGCCACUCACAGCGCGCCCGCUUUGCCCCGUUCACCCGCGGCCAGUGCGCACGACCCUGAGAGGGCUCGUCUAUCCGCGUCGUACUCUCCGACCGAAAUCGUGGAUACUGUGAGAGGCCGAACGAUCGCUUUCGGUCGGGAUCCGACUCGACAUUCAAAGGGUGAGCAGAGCCCCGACGUGACCAUCGCGACGCUGCCCAGGGUCGCGCAACCGCCCACGGCUUCGGGUGGAACGGAGGCCACGAGUAGCGGCGCGUUGUUGGUGUUGCAGAAGAUCACCAGGACACCGGUCGGUAGCGGGGGUGACAGAUUCACCGUCACUCCUGCAGUGAUUACGUCCGAAGCAAAUUUGGAAAAAACUGCGAUUCCAGUAAUCACGACUGCGCUGUAUGCAAGCCACUCACACUCGUACAAUAAAACUGCGAUGAUAACAGAAAUGACUGAAACAACAUCUACAGCGCCAAAUGAGAAAGAGCUGUUUGUAACGCACGGGCCUCUUGGCUUACCGACUGGCACGACAUCAACACAACAAAGUGGAAAGGAUGUCGACUCAACCAGUGUCGCAAAAUCUACAGCAGCUGUAGACACGUGGUGGCAGCAGAAUGUGUCUGUGGACGCCAGAGAUCAUCACACAUCGACACAGCCACAGACUCACAAAGAGACAGACCGGGUGAGCCACGGAAACAUUUCUGCUACUUUAACAACUUCAUCAAAUCACGAAAAGUUCACCCAAUCUACCACGGACAACCCAAGCCUCAUUUGGAGAGUCACAAAUGAGGUGCGGGAGACCGCGUCAGCCAAUUGGAGUCGCUCCACAGCUGCAUCAACACCGUUGGCUACAACGACAGAAGCAGAUGUGCGCGAUGAAGACAGAGCCACCUCCGUGCCUCCUUUCCACCGUGGGACAGCUGGGAGCACGUGGGGUUAUUUGAGUAGGACGGCUGCCACCGAGUCCACAGCCAAGAGCGUGAAUCCCUCACAAGCUGCUUCCACGUUGGCGGCGACACACGAGCCCUCUCCGGGCCAAGUUUUUCCCAGUUCGGCAUCAACGCAGAUUAUUGUCACCAAUACCACUUCGAGUUACGCCACCAGAACCGCGCCCACGAUUGGGACAAUGAAGGACCCACAAACCACACUCGGAGAUGGAGCAACUUCGAUGGCUACGUCUGCUCAGCAUGUCGGCAGCGAGUCCAGUAAAAGUUCUGGAUCGAGUGAAACGACUGCUUUAACAAAUUCGACCAUCGCGGCCACGCGAGCGCCACCCACAAACAACGAAACUGCCCCUCCAACGCACCUGUCAAUUGCCACGUCACCAGGACCCUGCUCACAACACAACUGCAAGAACGGAGGAACAUGUCGCAAGAACAAUGGCAGUGUGACCUGCCAAUGUGAGGACGGCUGGUCUGGCAUUGAUUGCAGCGAAGACGUCGACGAGUGCACGAAGAACCCGUGCCCCCUACCGUCAGCCGCCUGCUCCAACGCGCCGGGGUCGUUCGCGUGCAAGUGCCCGCCGGGCUACGAUGACAGCACGGGCGGGGGCUGCGUGCAAGUGAAGGUGUUUCCUGGCAUUAUGCGCACGAGACGACCAUUGUUCGAAAGGGGCUUCAACAACGGCACGACUUUUCCCAACAAGCGAACGCUCCUGCAGCUUGUCAGAGUGCUCAAUGAAUCUUUCAAGGACCUCCAUCAUUUUGUUAAAUCAGUUAUUAAUAUCACAAGGGCCGACGGCGCGACGGUGCGCGUGUCCAACCUCUUCGGCGCGUACUCGGCGGCAACGAGCGAGGGCGUCGCGGCGAGGAUCAACGGCUUCGUGAACGCCUGCCGCGGCGGGGCGAGCGCCUCCCCCGUCUGCUCCUUCGCGGUUCGGCACGGGCUGUCGUACGAAGCGGUGAGCCUCUGCGACGGUGACGCGUGCGACGCAAAAACCAGCGAGUGUGCUGACUCGGGCGGAUUCGUCAGGUGCACGUGUAAGACGGGGUACUUUAAGUUCAAGGACACGGACCGGACCUGCCGAGACUGCGGCAGUGGGUACUUCCUUCGGAACAAUGGAAGCUGCACGAGAUGCUCCUAUGGCUUUGGUGGUUUCAAUUGUGACGAUCCCUCACUCCUGGUGAUGGUGGCGAUGGCAGUCACCCUGUGCUGCCUGUUCCUGGCCAUGGUGUGGAUGGCGAAGAAGGCGUGUGGGAGGAGGAGGGCACGGGCUCGGAGGCUCGUGCCCAGCAGGGUGCAGCUCUCUCCCUACGCCGAUCUCCCGCCAGCGCCGCCGAGGGCUCACCGGGCACGGGCGAGGUGCGACAGCGUAGGGAGCCGCGUCAAACUCGCCCUGCAGCAGCAGAUCAGCAGCACGUCGUCUGAGCGUGCGUCGGAGGUCUGGCGUUACAGCGACAUGGAGAUGCACCGCAUGUCCAAGCUGGGUCGCUACAACCUCUCCUACGUCGGGGACGAGGCCGGAAUUCGUGACUACUUCUGACGAUCCCGGCCAUAACACCACCCAGCCCCCCCUCCACCCCUCCCCCUAUAUUGUUGUUGUUGUUAUUAUUUAAGCUUUUUUUUCGUUUGCCAAUGUAUUGAAGCUGGCUUCAAAGCAUUUGUCUCCCCCCACGGUGUAUUGUUUGUACGGUCGCUCUCUCGCUACGCGCCCUUUAACGUUCAUGCCUUGUUUAUGUUGAAGCAAAGCGAAGUGCAGAUGGACAAUAUUCACAGGGCGCCUGAGUGUAUUAAGCAAACGCUAUGCGGCAAAAGGGGCCUUAAAACUUCAGCAACCACGAUGCGUCUUCGGGUUGUACCGCGUUUUGUUCGGCAUCAUGUCCGACGUUUCGCUUCUUCAGCAAUUGAGCCGAGCUCAAAUUGACUUGACGAAAACACGUUAAAGAGAGCUAAACAGGAGGGCACAACCACACACACACACAGCCCCACGCACACUUCCCAGGGAUAGCUCUGAGAGGUGCGUGCUCCACUCGUACAUAGAACCGUCUCAGUGCUGUCGACGUCCAGAUGCUUGUACCUAAGUUGCGCACUCCACUACGGAGACAGCACCGACCUCACUUAGGCUGCACGGCUAAUCAUCAUCAUGAAGUUACCAUUUCACCGGCUGAAUGUUGAACGCACUCUGCCGCAAUAAUGCCGUUCUACAAAUAUUACAUUUUGCCGAUGUAUUAUACUCAAUCCAUGAUGAGCAGCGUUCAUUUUCCAUUGGCAGCUUUUGCAUAUAGUUUACGUUGAACUUCUUUCGCAACGUGCAUAGCCAGCCGCGCUUAUAGCGAAGCUCGCCCAAACAUGGGGGGAGCCGUUCCUGGUCUCACAAAUUCCGUCCCGAAUCAUUUGAAAAAGUCAGGAUUUUGUCACCGCUGAAAAAAUAAAUGUUCUGGCCUUUUAACCGACUCGCGAUGUGGGCAAAGGGCGAGGCCAUCGGAGCAACGACCAUGCCUCCUGGCAGCAGGUGUCAUCACGGUUGUUUAAUGUUUUAUAUAUAUAGCGUCCUUAAAACGAUUGUGUCACAAAACUGUCAAAUAAUUACCAAAUGUUACAUCACAGAAGGGGCUGAACCCCCCAUGUAAGGAACUCGUGAACAGGAGUAUUUUAAGUGCAAGAAAAUAACAAUUAAACGCAACAAGAACGUACUGUCUGAAAAUGUUGAGUAGGCGUUUGUAGUUUGAACCAGGUCGGACUCUCGGCUCAACUUCUGUAUUGGGCACGGCUAGAUAACGCGUGGGCGUGGCUAUGUAAAAGUGGGCGGGGUUUCAUAAAGGGGAAGGGCUCAACCACGUGCCACCGGUUGAACCUUCCCACGGGGUUUGGGUCGCUUUUUAGACGUGAACCAGCGGUGGAAUUGCACGUGAAACAUUGGCGGCUUCCUUUGCGCCCAUGACGUGUAUAACGUUACACUAAAUCGGUUUUGUUAGAAUGCCGCAACCUUUUACAGUUACUUUGUUUUUUCUGGUCCGGUGGAGUGAAAGCCUGCGGCCUUGCCAAAGAUACGCCCCGCGUGCGUAGAUUCAAGUCUGGAUCAAGAAAUGUGAAUGGCAAAUUAAAAGGCAACUUUCAAAGUACAGUAUUAAAUUCAAGGUUUUAGUUUACUUGAGAAUACUGAGUACAUGGAUAGAAAUACAAUAGACAUAGAGAUAAAGUACACAAUACAGUUUAACCAUAAUUUACAGCCCUUAAUCCUCGAGUGGAUGAAGACCUCCACGUGCCAUUAGUCAGGGGGGGUUUUAUACUCAUACUUCACCAAAUUGUUCAGUGCUGUUAGGUGAAGAGGCAGGCCAAGAGUAGUUAAGAAAUCAUUCGCCACAUCACCUUGGCCGGCAAUCAAUUCCGGUCACUGGUUUUAUAGCGUAGUGCGAUACUCUGCGACCACUUCACCAGAUGGAUGUAGGGCAGUUAAGAUGUGGAUCUUAGCACCUCGCAUCAUCUUCUCUUAGGUUCCAACAUUAAUUAUUUUGGUUAAUGUAGAAAAUGUGUGGGUUUAUAUCCAUACAAUUACUGGAAUUCUAAUAUCCCCUCGAAGGGAUCUCUCUAGUGGAGGCUCUUUCACUCCAGCAGUAGCGUGUGCCAGCACUUGCAGGGCUGCGCCUCUACCCCGUAGUCCCAACAGUAUCUGAGUAUUCUAGAUUUGAAGCUUUCGUGACUGCAAGGAUUCAUACUUUUUGUUUUUUUUUCGGUAAAGUCACGUAGGUAAAAUAAAAUAGAACAAUUAAAUCACGACGUUUCGGAAGCAACACAAGCUUCCGUCUUCAGGUGGAACAGUCACAGCAGAAUAUCUGUGUCAAGUGCACAGUUCCGAGACGACUUGGAUUAUAUAUAGGUCAGAGGGGGGGAGGAACCAGAAAGGGACGUGGGUGGGUGGGAGGGCUGAGUUAAGUCGCCUUUUGUUAAACUGCACAAAAGCGGGUAAACAACCCUUUUGGUUUUCUGGCGGCGGGGUUUUUUUUCCGGGGGGAGGCGAUGCAAGACAUCAAGUACAGGCCAAUUUUUUUUAAACCUAAAAUGGAAACUACGAAAAUUUCUGUAAAAUUAUAAGGUAGCUGAAGUCUGACAUACAACCACUGAGAAGUGGAAAUGGCUGUACAAUUAAAAGGCAGCUAACGUUUGACUUGAUUUAUAACAUCUUUCCAGUGAAAUUUUGAUUUAAAGCUUUCGUGACUGCAGUAAUUCAUAUUCCAGUGGUUGCUCAAUUUGAAACCAUCCUCUCGGUUGAAGUUGUGUCUAUGUUUGUAUAUCUGGAUGGCCUCAUGGACAAAUCUUUGGUGAUAACCGGGAGGUUACACGGCAGAACGAAUUCUUCAGCCGUGGCUGAUCAUUGCUUCAACACAGCGGGUUCUCAUGACAUUGUGUUCUCUGAUACAAAAUGACUCUGCAAACCACUUGACAGAGAUAUUCUGCUGUGACUGUUCAACCUAAAGAUGGAAGAUUGUGUUGCCUCCGAAACGUCGUGAUUUAAUUGUUCUAUUUUAUUUUACCUACGUGACUUUACCGAAAAAAACAAAAAGUAGUAUCUGAGUACAAGAAAGUUUGACUUGUAAAUGUGGCAUCGACAGCAAUGAUCGAGUGACCAAGCUCUCCGUGAUGUGUUCAAUGUCGUGCAAGUAGUAUUUUAUUUAUUUGGGGACAAAACUUGGUGCAUUUUUGGUUGUAUAUACUCCACGGUAAUUCGAAGAAUAAAAUACACUUUGCAUUACCA
This is a messenger RNA of Petromyzon marinus (sea lamprey), 7513 nucleotides long. RefSeq lists its product as uncharacterized. Lineage: Eukaryota; Metazoa; Chordata; Hyperoartia; Petromyzontiformes; Petromyzontidae. Gene Ontology annotation, molecular function: calcium ion binding. The record is from RefSeq and is a predicted model, not a curated record.